Populus trichocarpa (black cottonwood) is the source of this 3582-nucleotide messenger RNA. Its product is annotated as protein SEMI-ROLLED LEAF 2. The transcript is spliced from 20 exons. The coding region runs from base 378 to 3362 and encodes 994 amino acids. NCBI's taxonomy places the organism in Eukaryota, Viridiplantae, Streptophyta, Magnoliopsida, Malpighiales, Salicaceae. The record is from RefSeq and is a predicted model, not a curated record.
ACUCCUCCUGUGUCACCUUUUUUUCAAACAAAGGCUUAUGUCUUCUUAGAUAUACUGUCUGUAAGACUCUCGACUCUCGACUCUCGAGUCAUCCAAUCUCUGACACAAAACCACCUCCCUCUCUCUUUCUCUCUAAAGAUUCUGACACAUCACGUGUAUCUCUCUCUCGCUUUCUCCCUUUCUCUUCUUGAGAAUACUGGUGUGUUGUUUUCUGUCUUGUAGCGUUUGUUUUCUUUUGCUGCUUCUUGAUCCUGUCCUCUCACAGAUCUGCUUCAGCAAGGGCAUUAGCUAAAAGGGUCUGGGCCUCUUUUCAUGUUUGUUUGUUUUGCAAGCUAAUUAGUGGUUUUUAUCAUCUGGAUUGGUGAUGCUUUGGGGAGAUGGGGCUCAUUUCUAGGAACAUAUUCCCUGCUUGUGAGAGCAUGUGUGUGUGCUGCCCUGCAUUGAGGUCCAGAUCUCGGCAACCUGUUAAAAGAUAUAAGAAACUGCUUGCAGAGAUUUUCCCCAAGUCCCUUGAUGGCCAUCCAAAUGAAAGAAAGAUUGUCAAGUUAUGUGAAUAUGCUGCUAAAAACCCAUUUCGAAUCCCAAAGAUUGCAAAAUAUCUAGAAGAAAGGUGCUACAAGGAACUGAGGAGUGGGCAUGUCAAGUUCAUUAAUAUUGUUACAGAGGCAUACAACAAGUUGCUCUGCAUGUGCAAGGAUCAGAUGGCAUACUUUGCCAUUAGCUUGUUGAAUGUGGUCAAUGAACUCUUGGAAAAAUCUAAGCAGGAUCCAUUGAUGAUACUUGGAUGCCAAACAUUAACAAGGUUCAUCUAUAGUCAGGCAGAUGGAACUUACUCUCAUAACAUUGAAAAGUUUGUUCAUAAAGUGUGUAACCUGGCACGUGAGAAUGGGAAUGAAAAUAAUAAAAGUUGCCUGAGGGCUUCAAGUCUGCAGUGCCUCUCAGCCAUGGUGUGGUUCAUGGCAGAGUUCUCAUACAUUUUUGCUGCUUUUGACGAGAUCGUGCAUGUCACAUUAGAUAACUACGAGCCGGAUGAAGAAGAUGAUGGGAGAGAAGAUGCACAUCAUAAUUGGUUGGAUGUUGUUAGAUGUGAGGGAAGAGUUGCAGAUAUGGGCUCUAGCUGCAUGGCCAUCAGACCCCGACCAGAAAAGAAAGAUCCGUCUCUUUUGACAAGGGAAGAGAUUGACACACCCGGAGUAUGGGCUCAAAUCUGUAUUCAGAGAAUGGCUGAGCUGGCAAAGGAGAGUACAACAAUGCGCCAUGUAUUGGACCCAAUGCUCGUGUACUUUGAUUCUGGACAUCACUGGGUUCCUCGGCAAGGGUUGGCCAUGAUAGUUUUGUCUGAUAUGUCUUACUUAUUGGAGAGUGCAGGCCACCAUCAGUUGGUUUUAGCUGCUGUUAUACGCCAUCUGGACCAUAAAAAUGUUGCACUUGAUCCUCAAGUCAAGUCUUAUGUCAUAGAAGUUGCUGCAGCUUUGGCUCAGCAAAUUAGAUCAGGAGCAGUGCUGACAGAGAUUGGGUACGUCAGUGAUCUAUGCAGGCAUUUGAGGAAAAGUCUUCAGGCUGCAGUUGAAUCUGCAGGAGAGCAAGAAUCAAAUUUGAACAUCUCGCUCCAGAAUUCCAUUGAAGAUUGCUUACUUGAAAUUGCUAAAGGAAUUUGUGAUGCACGACCACUAUUUGACACUAUGGCCAUAGCACUGGAGAAGCUUCCAUCCUCUUCUGGAGUUGUUACCCGUGCAACCAUUGGAUCUUUGAUGAUUCUUGCCCAUACGAUCUCAGUAUCAUCAGUCUGUUGUCAUUCACAGCAGGUUUUUCCUGAAGUACUUCUUGUCCAACUUUUGAAAGCAAUGCUGCAUCCAGAUGUUAAGGUGCGAGUUGGAGCACACCAGAUAUUUUCAGCUCUUCUCAUUCCAAGUUCUAAUCAUCCCCUACGUGAAGCUGCUUCCUGGCGAUCUGGUUAUACUUGCGAACCAAAAGGAUGGCAUUCUGAUACUGCAUCUGCAUUUGAUUCAAUUUCAGCACUACUUGAAAAGCUCCGAAGAGAGAAAGAUGGAUCCAAAAUGGAAAAGCAUGGAAAUGAUGCCAAUGAUGGUUAUAAAGAAAGGGAUGUUGUUGAAGAAGAUUGGAAGCAAGGACGUGCCCGAAAGAAUUCACCGAAUUUUUACAAAAUAAGUUCUAUUAUUGAUAGGACUGCCAGUACGACCAGCUUGUCUGAGGCAGAACCACAUAUUAUGAAGCUUAAUGAGGAUCAAAUAGCACAAUUGCUGUCUGCCUUCUGGAUACAAGCCACCCUUCCAGAUAACAUGCCCUCAAAUAUUGAAGCUAUAGCUCAUUCUUUUGUAUUGACACUUAUUUCUUCGCGAUUGAAGAACCCAAAUGACAACCUUGUGGUCCGCUUCUUUCAGCUUCCUCUUUCACUCAGAAAUUUAUCUUUAGACUUAAACAAUGGAAUGUUACCUCCAGCAUGCCAGAGGUCAAUUCUAGUACUAUCAACAGGCAUGUUGAUGUUUGCAGCUAAAAUAUAUCAAAUUCCUGAGUUGAAUGACUUGCUCAAGUCGUUGCUCCCUUAUGAUGCUGAUCCUUAUGUUGGCAUUAGUGAUGACCUUCAAGUACAUGUAAAGGCUCAGGCAGAUGUGAGAGGAUAUGGAUCUGUUGCUGAUAAUCAAUUAGCGUCAUCUUUACUCUCUGAACUGCAAAGCAAAAUCUUUGAAUCUGACAAGGUCUUAAUGGACAUCUUAUUACAGACCCUAUCUACCACUACUGAGCUGGAGGUGGAUGACUUGGCUCAGCAAUUGUUAGAACCAUUUACCCCUGAUGAUGCAUUCAUGUAUGGUCCAAGAUCAAUACUUGAGGACCACAAUCAAAUGGCUUCCCAUUCCAAGGAGUCACUCUCCUUCGAUGAGGAUAUUCCAACGAAUUCAUUAGUUGAUGAUGAUGUGACAAGUGAAGCAUCUGUUGCAGACCUUUCCCGCUUCAUUCCAAAAAUUCCUUCAUCCCCUUCUGUCUCCCAUGUUAUCAGCAUUGGACAGCUUUUAGAAUCGGCACUCGAGGUAGCAGGUCAAGUGGCAGGGACUUCAGUCUCCACAUCACCUCUCCCAUAUGACACCAUGGCUAGACAUUGUGAAAAUCUGGGCACUGGCACAAGAAAGAAGCUAUCCAACUGGUUGACCUAUGAAACUCAUUACACUAUAGCAAAUGAGAGACACUCACCAGCAUUCACCGCAAAUGGAUGCUUAGCACCUUGGAAGAUAACAAGCGAUGUUGGAAACAUCAAGGAAGCUGCAAAGCCAGUAGGCCCAUUCUUGGCUAUGAGGCUACCUCCGGCAAGUCCCUUUGACAACUUCCUCAAGGCAGCUGGCUGUUGAAAGAUGACACAGGCACAUGAGCUUUCUGUUAGGUAUCUUGUGAAGUGCUUUAGGCAGUAACAUGAAGUCAUGAAUAUGCAUGCCAUCCUCUGAUUUGAAGAUGGUGCACAUUUCAGGGCUUCCAUUCCCAAUUAGUUAAUUGAUGUAAAACAUGUUACUCUUGUAGCUAGUGUUAGAUGCAGGUCAAAUGAUAUAUUCAGAUCUCGCACUUUUUCUUCUU